This is a messenger RNA of Mytilus trossulus (common blue mussel), 4389 nucleotides long. RefSeq lists its product as uncharacterized. The record is from RefSeq and is a predicted model, not a curated record. NCBI's taxonomy places the organism in Eukaryota, Metazoa, Mollusca, Bivalvia, Mytilida, Mytilidae. Gene Ontology annotation, molecular function: protein binding. The coding region runs from base 58 to 3006 and encodes 982 amino acids. The transcript has 4 exons.
ACAUGAAUCAUUAAGGUACGAUGAUAUAGAUUUCUAUUCUAAAACGAAUCAGAAAUCAUGACAUCCCUUGCUGAAGAAGAGGAGAAUUAUGUCCGGUUAGGGUUGUUUUUGAAAGGAGUGACACCUAGAGCAGUCCGUACUUAUUUUGACAGCGUAUUUCCGCCUACCUCUCUACCCUCAACAUUAAGUACAGAUCAUAGCACUCUUUUGGACUUCAAGAUAAAGAGAAUCAUAAACAAGGCUCAGUGGAAUCUUUUGAUUCCAAGAAAUGGGGUUCCAGAUUCCAAAACAUUUGAUGUAACGUUGAUGAUCUGUUUAAUCAGAAACUUGACAUCUAUCAAUCCUCCAAUCAAUGGAUUUGACAGUCUACCACUACCAGGGGAGACAACACCAGGGUCUGAUCUAGCCAGGAUAAAAUGUUACAGGAAUAAACUAGCUCAUCAUGAUAGUAAUACAAUAGACACUACUUAUUUCAAUACAGCAUGGAGAGAUAUAUCAGAGGCUGUUAGGCGACUGGGAGGUCAAAUACUGUACAAAGAGUGCCAAGACUUAAAGGUAAAAAUCUUAGACCAGUCUAAUCAGGAAAUAAUGUUGGAAAUCAAACAAUCACUGGUAGAGAUGAAAGAACUGAAACUUACAGUGGAUAAUUUGGGAAUGGAACACUCUAGAGUAACAGAAAAUCUUAGAGAGUUACAGACUUCCCACACUAAUUUACAGACAUCCCAUAACACUUUACAAACAGAACACUCAAAAGUUAUGGAAAUUGUGAAAGAUCCAAUACCAUCGAACAUCAAAGAGCUGAUAAAAAAACAAAUAGAAGACUGGGAAAAGAAAGAUAAGAUGUUCGUGUCUACAAGAGCCAGUGAUUACGUCAUGGAACGUUUACAGGACAACAGUUGCUUGACAUUAACUGCGCCAUCAGGAGUUGGAAAAUCAUUCAUUGCAAGACACACAGCACUUGUUUUGAAGAAGGAAGGAUACAAUAUAAUACCAGUAGAAUUACCAGCCGACAUUAAAACUUAUUAUCAGCCUGGUAAACAGACAGUCUUCAUUGUAGAUGAUAUUUGUGGAAAUUUCACGGCAAAUCAACAACAGAUAGAUAACUGGAAACAACUGUUACCUGUGAUAAAUACUAUUAUUGCAGACAAAUUUUGUAAGAUUAUUGUAGCUUGUAGAUUACAAGUCUAUAAAGAUGAUAAGUUUAAUAUAUUAUCGCCUUUUAAAUCCUGUCAAUGUAAUUUAAUAUCAGAUAAGUUAUGUCUUACAUCUGUAGAGAAAACAAAUAUAGCAAAAACUUAUAUAGGUACAAGCAUGACAGAUAUUCAUGAUUUAUCUUUUAAAUGUGAUUUUUUCCCACUCUUAUGUUCCUUAUAUCACGAAAAAGACGAUGUAGAUGUCAAAGAGUAUUUCAAAAACCCUUUUGAUGUCUAUACACGUGAGCUAGACAGGUUAAGUGAGCACGGUGAUGACGGGAACUAUAAAAUAUGUAGUCUUGCUUUAUGUGUUCUCUUUAAUAAUCAACUGAAAGAGAAAUGGUUCCAUGGUAAAGUUACAAAUGAACAACGAAAUAUUAUAGAAGACACAUGUGAGGCUUGUAAAUUAAACCGAGGUACAUCGAAAGCAAAACUUAAAGAGGCUAUUGAAACUCUGGAUGGUACAUUUAUAUGUAAACAGAACGGUAUUUAUAGAACUCUACAUGAUAAACUAUUUGACUUCCUUGCUCAUUACUUUGGUCAGACAAUGAUUUCAUGUUUGAUAGAUCAUGGUGAUAGUGAUUUAGUACAUGAACGUUUUAUCUGGCAGAAGGCACCAGAUGACAAGAACAGUAAUAUAGACUUCAUUAUUGAAAUACCAGAUGAUUAUUUAGAAUCCUAUUUAGAAAGGUUUAUACAAGACUGGUCAGCAGGUAAUGUGUUGGUUGUAUUCAGUAACAAUAACAUGAAAGUAUAUUCAUUCAGACAACAGUUAUUACAGUACCUACUACAACUAGACAAACCACAACAAGUAGCAUUAGCCAGUACCAAGGAUACCGUGAGACCAAAUGAUAGCUGUGGAUCAGGUACUACUCCACUGGUAGAUACUUCUUAUGAUGGUUAUACUGAUAUGGUACAGUGGUUGUUACAUAAUGAUGUGGAUGUGGAUCAAUGUAGAGAUGAUGGGGUUUCUGGACUGUUACUGGCAAGUCAGAAUGGACAUACUGAUAUAGUGAAGUUACUGUUAGAGAGGAAUCCUAAUGUUGAUAUAUGUGAUAAGGAUGGCUGGAGUCCUCUGAUAAUGGCAAGUAUUCAGGGAUAUACUGAUAUAGUUAAGUUACUGUUAGAGAGGAGUCCUAAUGUUGAUCUAUGUAGCAAGGAUGGUUUAACACCACUGAUCAGUGCAUAUAUCCGUAACUACACUAGUAUAGUCCAGCUAUUAAAUAAACAUAAAUCGAACAUUAAUGUACAGACAUUUGAUGGUGGUAAUGCUUCAUAUUUCAGUGCAAAAAAUGGAAACCUAGAGAUAACAAAGUUACUAUUAGAGAACAAUGCUGACUGUAAUAUCUGUAUCCUUAGUAAACAGUCUAUGACAGAUACAUUAUAUUAUCAUCCAAAUAUAACAUUGGACAAAGUAAAACAAGAAUUAUUUGAACGCCUGGUAGAGAAUACAUUUUCACAUCUAAAAGAUUAUGUCAGUAAGAUGCCAGUAGAUUAUGCAUUUGGUGUAUUCGCUGGUUCUACCCCGUUGCACAUUGCCUGUUUUAUGGGUGAGAUAGAUAUGGUCCUUUGUCUUCUGAACCACAAUGCUGACAUCAACCGGACAAAAGAAGAUGGAACUACACCAUUAUUUUAUGCAUGUGAAGUAGGAAAUGAGGAUAUUGUACGUUUAUUGUUAGAAAAAAGAGCAGAUACACAGAUAAUAAGACAAGAUGGAAAAUCCCCUUUAAACAUCGCAACAGAUAAUGGACAUACAUCUAUAGUAAUAAUGUUAACAAAUCACACAAAGAAGGAGGACAAACUUUCUUCUUAACUCUGGUUCUAAAUGGUCUAGACGAUUAGUACUAGAUGAACAUUCUUAAUUUUAUGACCAGGAAUUGAAGAAACAUUUAAGAUGCAGUAAAAUAUUUUGUUAUCAAUCCCAAUGAAUAAAACUGUCCCACACUUAGUUACCAUUGUAAUUCUAUUAUUACUUAUUCGUGUUUUUAUAAUUCAUUGUUCUCUAAAGUCACAUUUCUUUACUUGAUGCGAUUUGAUGCUUAUAUUAACAUGAUUAAAGUUUACAUAUUUUACUGGUGUUAUACAUUUAAUUUUGCUUUAUUUGGCUCAUGUUCUACAUUAUAUAUGUAUUUCGUUAUAUGUUUGUAAACAUUACACAUCCCUAUAUUUCUUGUUUUUGUUUUGUUGGGAUACUGUCUUAUUGCAACAUGUGUGGUAUUUACUAAGAACUUACUAAGAACUAAUUACAUUGUUAUACAGUUAUCAAUCACGUCUUUAUGUGGUAUCCACUAAGAACUUAUUUAAGAACUUAUUACAUUGAUAAGGUUUAAAUAUUUUAUUGAAAUCUUUACAUUUGUUAGUUCAAAACAUCAAUUACUGGUACCUUAUCCCGGCCUCGUUAACAUUAGUAUUGAUAUUUAUAUAUAUGAAACAAAUUCUCAUCAUGUUACAAAAUAAGUUAUGAAAUGCCAUGUGAGAUAUAUUAUCACUUUGAGUCUGUCGUCUGUUUGUCUUUUCAUCAUUUGCUUUUCAGCUUUCGACAGAUGAUUUAAUUUGAAACCCUAAAAUUAGUUUUGAAUUAUUUUGUUAGAAUUACCUACAGGUUAUGCAUACAUUAAAAUUUAAGUCUGUUGACAAACCAUAUGGCCAUCAUUUACUAUGUAUACAAUAGAAAAAUAUUUUGAAUAUAUCACCUGUAUAUAAAUGUAUUUUUGUUUUAACUGAUAUCAAUGAAAAAUAUAUAUUUUCAUCAGACUGAAUUAAAUUUUUCUUAUUUUUUUCCUUUGUGUAACUAGGUGUCUUUAUAUAAGCAAAAUUGAUUGAUUUUUGAUUCACAUCUUGUAACCAGUUGGAUAUUAAACAUGAUUGUCGUUCUGAAUAAGGACCUUGCUCAAAAGUGCACGAAAAAAUCAGCAAUUUUGUUUGAGAUUCUUUGUAUUUCUCAUUAAAGUUGUAAAAAAAAAGACUUUUUCAACUGAUUUUAUAGUUCAUUAUUAUGUUGUACUCUUAUACCAAUGUUCCAGGUUAGGGGGAGAGUUGGGAUUAAACAUUUUUGUAAUUUAUAAAUUUCAGUUACAGUUUAUACUGAUCUUCUUAACUUUUUAUUGUUUGAAUUGUAUAUAGUUAACAUUGUAAUAUAGAUAUAUAAUUUGUUGAUAUGAUAUUUAUCAGAAAAGAUAAUCAUAAUAAAAUUAGU